AUGCGUUCCACCGGCGUCGACGGCGAGCCAUCCAAGGUCCCGCCCAACUUGGCCGUGAUUAAGAGUAUCAAUCCCAACUACACCGGCUUUGACUAUAUAUCCUGGUAUCUGGGCAAUGCCCGUCAGGCUGCCACCUACUUCGUCGCCCACUUCGGCUUCCGCGUUAUCGCAUACAGCGGACCAGAAACCGGAUCGCACCUGACAACUUCCUAUGUUGUUGCCAACGGGAACGCUCGCUUCAUGCUGACUGCCCCAAUAACCGGGCCCCAGAACAUCCCCUCCGACAAGAACGUGUCCGAAAAGGACCGCAGUCUGUUGACUGAGAUCCAAGCACACUUGAUCAAACACGGCGACGGAGUUAAGGAUAUUGCCUUUCAAGUCGACGAUGUCAGAGGCGUGUGGGAGCAUGCCAUCCAAAAUGGGGCAACCUCAAUCCAGAAGCCAACUAUACUUAGUGAUGAAAAGGACGGGAAAGUACUCUAUGCAACAAUCAAAACGUACGGAGAUACAGCUCACACUCUGAUCAAUCGGUCGAAUUAUCGGGGAGUAUUUUUACCUGGAUUUCGCCCGGUAAAUGAUAUGAAUGCUCUGAACGAGCUACUACCCAAGGUGGAUCUGAUUGAAAUUGAUCAUUGCGUCGGGAACCAGCCUUGGAAUGGUCUCGACGGGAUUGUCAAAUAUUACGAGGAUGCUCUGAACUUCCACCGCUAUUGGUCUGUGGACGACAAAGAUAUGUGCUCGGACUACUCAGCUAUGCGAUCCGUUGUUGUGGCAUCUCCUAACAAUGUGAUCAAAAUGCCAAUGAACGAGCCAGCCACUGGUCUGAAGAAAUCUCAGAUUGAAGAAUUCGUGGACUACUACGGAGGAGCAGGCUGCCAACAUAUCGCUUUUCGAACCAACAACAUUAUUGAAGCUGUCGAAAGCCUCAAAAAGCGCGGCAUAAGCUUUCUUUCAGUUCCUAGUAGCUACUAUGUCAAGAUGCGUGAGAAGCUGGCUAUGAAGAACGUCAAAAUUGCCGAAGAUAUCACCCUUUUACAGAAAUACAACAUUCUUAUCGACUUCGACGAGGGGGGGUAUCUUUUGCAGAUCUUCACUAAACACGUGGGUGACCGUCCUACUGUCUUUAUGGAAAUUAUCCAGAGAGAGAAUUUCGAUGGGUUUGGAGCUGGGAACUUCAAGAGUCUGUUUGAAGCUUUUGAAAGGGAGCAAGCGUUGCGCGGGAAUCUUUGA
Molecule: messenger RNA, 1230 nt
Organism: Aspergillus costaricaensis CBS 115574
Lineage: Eukaryota; Fungi; Ascomycota; Eurotiomycetes; Eurotiales; Aspergillaceae
Product: 4-hydroxyphenylpyruvate dioxygenase family protein
Exons: 3
Coding region: 1-1230 (409 amino acids)
Biological process (GO): L-tyrosine catabolic process
Molecular function (GO): 4-hydroxyphenylpyruvate dioxygenase activity
Source: RefSeq, a predicted model, not a curated record